Molecule: messenger RNA, 558 nt
Organism: Synchytrium microbalum
Lineage: Eukaryota; Fungi; Chytridiomycota; Chytridiomycetes; Synchytriales; Synchytriaceae
Exons: 5
Coding region: 1-558 (185 amino acids)
Biological process (GO): protein folding
Cellular component (GO): microtubule cytoskeleton; cytoplasm
Molecular function (GO): GTPase activity; GTP binding
Source: RefSeq, a predicted model, not a curated record
AUGGGGCUCCUGACAAUUUUAAAGAAGAUCCGCCAAAAGGAAAAGGAGAUGCGCUUGCUCAUGCUAGGAUUGGACAAUGCAGGCAAGACAACCAUCCUGAAAAAGAUCAACGGAGAGCCUAUAGAUCAGAUAUCACCUACUCUUGGUUUCAAUAUCAAGACGUUGGAGCAUGACGGGUACAAGCUCAACAUAUGGGACGUUGGAGGCCAGAAAUCAAUUCGCUCGUAUUGGAGGAAUUAUUUCGAAAAGACGGAUGGACUAGUGUGGGUGGUGGAUUCAGCUGAUCGCAAAGAGCGAUUGGACGAUUGUCGGCGAGAGUUGUCUGCGCUUUUGCUAGAGGAGAGAUUGGCUGGUGCAUCGCUGCUCAUAUUCGCAAACAAGCAGGAUUUGCCAGGCUCGCUAUCUGUAGAUCAAAUACGAGAAGCACUACAGUUGGAUUCGAUACAAACACACCAUUGGCACAUUGAAUCCUGUUCAGCCGUAAAAGGAACCAACCUACUGAAUGGAAUGAAUUGGGUUGUAGGAGAUAUCGCGUCACGAAUAUUUAUGCUAGAGUGA